Messenger RNA from Gadus macrocephalus (Pacific cod), 495 nucleotides. Its product is annotated as juxtaposed with another zinc finger protein 1-like. Bases 1 to 495 code for a protein of 164 amino acids. The transcript has 3 exons. The record is from RefSeq and is a predicted model, not a curated record. NCBI's taxonomy places the organism in Eukaryota, Metazoa, Chordata, Actinopteri, Gadiformes, Gadidae. Gene Ontology annotation, cellular component: nucleus.
AUGACCAAGGCGGCGCGGCGAGAGAACCAGACUGUGAGGAAGAAGUCUCAGCCCAAGCUGUCCCUCUCCUUGAGCAGCGCUGGGGAAGGCCUGACUCGGAGCCUCCACACACCCGGCACGCCAGCGGCACGCCAGCGGCAACCAGUCACCCCACCCAUGAACUCCUCCUCCUCCUUCCACAGCAGUACCCCAACAGACAGCAACGAGUCCUGGACCAUGGAGAGCGCCAUCAGUUCUGAGUCCAUCCUCGGCUCCAUGGGCAUGAACGGGGUAGACGAGAAGCCAUUCGCCUGCCCCGUGCCGGGCUACAACAAGAGAUACAAGAAUGUGAAUGGGAUCAAGUACCACGCGAAGAACGGCCACAGGAACCAGAUCAGGGCACGCAAGCCUUUCAAGUGCCACUGUGGGAAGAACAAUAAGGCGUCUCAGGGCCUCCGGCAUCACACCAUCCACUUCCACCCGCCGCUCUCAGCUGACAACAUCUGCAAGAUGUAG